AUGGCGACGAAUCCAUUUGAUCAGUUGUUGCUCAUAAUCACAAGCUUUACAUGUCUGAUAUCUGGUCUGUCCACAAGGUUUUCUACAAAUGCGGCCGGUAUGAAUGCAGAAGUCAACGCUGACUUGCCUCCAUGUUCAUUUAACUAUGUCGCAAAUUUGUUCGAGACCAGCUGCGACACCUCGAAUGGCUGUUUUGGCUGGUGUACCGACUUCGCGGCUCUUGACAAGAUACGGAGAACGCUAUUCAACAUUUGCGACUGCGAAGAUCUUGACAAGCUACACCAUGCAGCAGUUGAGAUGUGCCAGAACCCAUCGCUACCUGGCUUUACAAGUCUUAUGUCUGGAACCGAGAAAGUAUGUACAAGCUCUGUCUCUAGUUUGGCUGUGGGUCCCAACACGGAAGUAUCGCCACUUCCAAUAGUGACAACAGCCAACUUGGGGAGUGGGAGAGUGUCUACGCCUACGAAUUGGAGAACCUCUGUACCGAAACAGGAGGCCAUGUCGACCACGGUAUCAAGCAUAUCAGCAUUGCUGACAGGCAGCGAUGCUCCGAUAGACGUCUCUCCAGGGAUGGGUGCAGCAUCGGUGUUGAUAUCAGUCUCUCAAUUUUCAAGAAGUUGGAGAGCUUUCUUUAGUAUCAUCGCAGUAGAAGUCGUGUUCUGGGAACUCUGA
This is a messenger RNA of Pseudovirgaria hyperparasitica, 672 nucleotides long. RefSeq lists its product as uncharacterized. The transcript is spliced from 3 exons. The coding region runs from base 1 to 672 and encodes 223 amino acids. NCBI's taxonomy places the organism in Eukaryota, Fungi, Ascomycota, Dothideomycetes, Acrospermales, Acrospermaceae. The record is from RefSeq and is a predicted model, not a curated record.